Molecule: messenger RNA, 2735 nt
Organism: Sus scrofa (pig)
Lineage: Eukaryota; Metazoa; Chordata; Mammalia; Artiodactyla; Suidae
Source: RefSeq, a predicted model, not a curated record
AUGGGUGCAUUCUUGACUUCAGUCUAUGGCGGCUUGGCCUUGGACGCCGCUAGUCUCUCUGUUCCUGAGCCUGGUCUCCGCUUCCACCACCUGGGGAAACGCCGUUUGACCGGCUUGUUCUCUGAUGCCUCCGCAGUGACUGAAAUAGAAUAAAUUCCUCCAGCUCAGGAAAAGGCAGAAGCAAGAAUUGAUAUCAAGAUGUUUAAGAAUAAUGUGACUGACCAUAAGCUAAGUGUGGAAGCCAUAAUUAAAAACAUUAACACAAUUUCUUUGGAGUUAAAGAAGAUGAAAGAGCUGUCCCAGUUACUGCUUUGUGACCUUACCCUACAUUUUAGUCAUCCUGUAAAGACAGAUGAUGUGAAGGAAACUGAGAGAAACAGUCCCCUCUUUGAAGAGUCUGAAAUGUCAGAUAUAACCGUUGCUUCCAACAGUUUUUAAAUCUGACCUUGUAUUGUGAAUCUAUAACUUUGUGUUGUUGAAUCGACAUAUAUCUAGUAGAAUUGAGUUUACUAAUAUAUGUAAUAUAAUAAGAAACAAAAUAAAGAUAUGUUGAGUUGUAACUAAUCAUUUCCUGUUCUUGAAGGCUGUUUUUUUUUUUUUUUCCUUGUUUUAAUGUUUCAAGGAAUGGCUAAUUUAUUUCACUUAUGGCAAAAGUAUGUCAGAGGAAAUUGGCCAUGGGGCCCUGCUUAUCCUUUAUGCUUGAAUUUGGCUUAGGUCAAAAGAGAGUUACUAAAUUAUAAAUGUUUGAUAUGAGUUUGUAUUAAUCAGAUCUCGCCUGCUGGCAAGUGCCAAAAGCAACUCAAGCUAACUGAAGCAUUUAUUGGGUCAUGUGAUUGGAAGUCCAUGGCUGGGGUGGAUUUUAGGGCCUCCACAAAUUCAUCAGAGGUCUCCAUCCUGGUUCUGUUUCUGCAUCCACCUCAUCCUUUCCUAAAGGCUGGUUUCCUCCAUGUCAUAGGUGGAAGGGGUAUGGCAGACAACUCCAGAUGUUCAGCAUUACCUUUGGGGGACCCCAGAGAAAAGAGAGAUCCUUUGUCUCAGCCUCUGUGUUUAACAUUCCAGAGAAAGAUCCUGAUUGGCCCAGCUUUGAUUAAGAUGGGUCUUGAGCAACUAUGUUUGGUGAGACUGGGAUCAUAUGCCAGGUCUGUAGCCAAAAGAGAUGCCGCAUCAAAAGAACAGAGUUGCCAUGGCCCAAAGAAGGGGAGAAAGAAUGCUAGUCAUUCAAACAUCAGAUAUUCAUCAUUUAUUUCAAUCAUUGGAGUGGAAUAGGUUUUAUUUUUAGGACACCUGUGUCCUAAAAGUUGCUAAUUUCUGUCUCUUUCUGCCAACAGAAAUUUAAAAUAAUAAUCUUUAUUUAUUUUUUAAACAUAAUCCACUACCAAAUAGUUGCUUGAAAUCUGCCAUGUCCUUCAUUUUAAAUAUUUUUAAACAUAAGGUAUGUAAUACCACAAAGCAAGACACAAGGUCAGCUCCCUCCAUCGCAGUUCUAGCCUCAUUGCCCAGCACCUAGCUCAGUGUUUAGCACAGAAUAGGCAUGGAGUCAAUGCUUGUCGAAUAUCCUCUUGAAUAAACAUGUAAAUGAAUGAAAGUUUUUCAGCUUUAGAAUUCCUGAGUUCUGAACCCUGAAUUGAGAACUUCUGGUUUGUAAGGAUGACGUUUGUGAAGCAUCAUUUUAAUUGUCAGUGGUUAAAAGUCUCUACAUACUUAUUUUAGCAAGUUGUCAGUUUUAACUAGAUGACUUCCAAGAUCCCUUCUGAUGUUCUUUUUUUUUUGGGGGGGAGGUCUUUUCUAGGGCCGCACCUGUGGCAUAUGGAGGUUCCCAGGCUAGGGGCCUAAUCGGAGCUGUAGCUGCCGGCCUACGCCAGAGCCACAGCAAUGCCAGAUCCGAGCCACAUCUGCGACCUACACCACAGCUUACGGCAACACCAGAUCCUUAACCUACUGAGUGAGGCCAGGGAUCGAACCCAAAACCUCAGGGUUCCUAGUCAGAUUCAUUAACCACUGAGCCACGGCAGGAACUCCCCAGUGUUCUUUCUCUUAUCUCAUGAAAUUGAAGACAAGAAUCUUUGUGACUUAGAAAUUUUAUAUACUAAACAGAGAAGCCAUACAUUUUUAUUGUUAAUAAAAGUUGUGGAAUAACAACCCAGGCCUCAAAAGGGAAAACUUAACUGAAUGUGAGGUUUUCAUUGUGUGACAUGCCUACUUUUUUUUAAGUGAGAUAUGAAUGUUGAAGGAAAGAACUGAAUUGCUUUGAAGAAUUUAUAAAGCCUCUUGGGAAUGGAUGAAGAGAAGGGCUUUAUUACAGUUGUCAGGAAAAAAAAAACCUAUCUAAUUGGAAAGUCUGAUCAGAUUUUUCCAUGUAUACAUGCAUUGUUCUUUCAUUUUCCUGGGAAGACUUCAGUAAAAUCUAUUUCACUUGAUGAUGCUUUUGGAUUUGGUUGGGGGGGGUGGAGUGGAGGUAGGAUGUGGGUGUUGGAUGUGAUGAACUUAAAUUUGACACCAAAGCCUCAUUUCUAAAUUUAAAAUGUUUUCUUUGGGCAUUUGUAUCUUAAAUUUGAUUUAAAACAAAUAAAAAAGUAAGAACUAAGUAAAGUCAAUAAAGUUGUCUUAGGAACUCAAAAGUGAAGCAAAAGGCAAAUUAAUUUUAAUUCCAGGGAGUUAUCCUGACAUGCAUUUAUCUUUUUCAUAAAAAAGUACACAAAAAUCCCCCCAGCAAAAAAAAAAAAAAAAAAAACAAA